AAGAUAACACUAGCCACGGAGCUCAGGUGAGACCUCGAGAGAGAGAGCUGGCGGGUACCUCCUCCGCAUGUUUUUAUCAUCUGCCAGCGCUCUGAUGCUGGAGCUGGGCCCUCCGCGGGCUGCGCGCACUGCACGGAAGGGCGCCUCUUCGCCCGGUGGCUCUGACGGCGGAGGCGCGCUGGGCGUGCUCGGAAGCGAGGAGCGAAAAGUUGUGGACCCACUUGGUAGGGGGAAAGGGAGCCACCGAGCGAGCGCGACAGCGAAGGGGGAAGGCGGGAGGGGGCGGGGAGGGGGGACUGCUUACAUGAAUUUCCAAGUGAUAGACCUGCCUCUGCGCUCUGCCCAAUGAGAUCCGUCAGGGGAGGCACCCGGCUCACUUUUCCACAUCACUUCACAGUUACAUUUGGCAGGCAGGCAGGCGGGCUCGCACGCCGGAGCGCUCAGCCCAGAAUUAGCGGAUUUAUUUGGAAUCUCCCUGCCUCCUCGAAGCUCCUACGCCGCGGGUUUGUGCACAGACGGGAGCGUCGCCCCACCAGCUGCACUUGGGGCUGCGGACGCCCAGAGCCCAGCGCGCCUGCCCCGCGUCGCCGCACCGAGCCCCGCAGCUCCUAGAGGCAUGCACGGAAUCAGGAAACGCCUGCCCAGCGCGCGGGGACCGCUCGGCACUCUCCGCUCUCGGGAGCCGACCCCGAGUUCCUCCAGCCAUUUGUGAACCUUGGAAUUCUCCAGCGCCGAGCCCCGCAAGAGAAAUUUUAAUGAGAAGGACAGCCAGUGGAUUGUGGUCUUAGAAAAGCUGCUUAGAUGAUGUCUGUUUCCCGUGCUAUAAACACAUGGCAGAGCUGUAAGUAAAUGCUCAGCACUGCAUGAUGAAUUGGAUGGCUGCAGACCGGAGACAAAAAAAAUAAUUGUCUCAUUUUCGUGGUGAUUUGCUUAACUGGUGGGACCAUGCCAGAACGGCUAGCGGAAAUGCUCUUGGAUCUCUGGACUCCAUUAAUAAUAUUAUGGAUUACUCUUCCCUCUUGCAUUUACAUGGCUCCGAUGAAUCAGUCUCAAGUUUUAAUGAGUGGAUCCCCUUUGGAACUAAACAGGCUGGGUGAAGAACAGCGGAUUUUGAACCGUUCCAAAAGAGGCUGGGUUUGGAAUCAAAUGUUUGUUCUGGAAGAGUUUUCUGGACCUGAACCGAUUCUUGUUGGCCGGCUACACACAGACCUGGAUCCUGGGAGCAAAAAAAUCAAGUAUAUUCUAUCAGGCGAUGGAGCUGGGACAAUCUUUCAAAUAAAUGAUGUAACUGGAGAUAUCCAUGCUAUAAAAAGACUUGACCGAGAGGAGAAGGCUGAGUAUACACUAACAGCUCAGGCGGUGGACUGGGAGACAAGCAAACCUCUUGAGCCUCCUUCUGAAUUUAUUAUUAAAGUUCAAGACAUCAAUGACAAUGCACCAGAGUUUCUUAAUGGACCCUAUCAUGCUACAGUGCCAGAGAUGUCCAUUUUGGGUAUGUAUGCCUCCAAUUUCACAGAGCUAUUAAGAGUCAUCUUUAAAAUAGCUCCUGGCAUCAGGAAUGGU
Molecule: messenger RNA, 1563 nt
Organism: Galeopterus variegatus (Sunda flying lemur)
Lineage: Eukaryota; Metazoa; Chordata; Mammalia; Dermoptera; Cynocephalidae
Product: cadherin-8-like
Exons: 3
Biological process (GO): cell-cell junction assembly; cell morphogenesis; multicellular organism development
Cellular component (GO): plasma membrane; axon terminus; synaptic cleft
Molecular function (GO): cadherin binding; calcium ion binding
Source: RefSeq, a predicted model, not a curated record